UUUUUAGGUGUCGUAGCAGCAUUAUUAGUAGCCGUGGUGGCCGUAGUAGCCGACGAUUCAUGCCCAUCGGACUGGACCCAGGACAAACUGCUGGCCCAUGAUGAUUGCAAUAAGUUCUACAUGUGCAGAUUUGGCGAUCCCGUUGAGAUGACCUGCUGGGGCGAUCUUUUCUUCAACAUUCAUACCUGGAAGUGCGACUCGCUCUCGGAGGUAGAUUGUGGUGAAAGGAACAUUCCUGGACAAGAACCUACGACUACUGCUGAGCCAGAAACAGAGCCUACCACUGCCGAACCUACAACUACUGAACCCACGACCGAAGAACCCGUAACACCCGCGCCUGGGUUCCUCGAGAACGGUUGCCCCGUGGACCCGUACAUCCACUGGCUGCUGCCUGUGGAGGGAGACUGCAACGGGUUCUACUACUGUGUGUGGGGAGAACUAGUCCUGAGUAAAUGCGCGCCCGGCCUGCACUUCAAUAGAGAACUUCAGGUUUGUGAUUGGCCCGAAAACGCUGGCUGCACUACAUCGCUGAACAAACACAACAUCGGCCAAUACCUUCAACGUUUUUAGAUCCACCUUCAAACAGAUGUACGCCAAAUAGC
Molecule: messenger RNA, 602 nt
Organism: Cydia strobilella
Lineage: Eukaryota; Metazoa; Arthropoda; Insecta; Lepidoptera; Tortricidae
Gene: IIM1
Product: peritrophin-1-like
Exons: 2
Cellular component (GO): extracellular region
Molecular function (GO): chitin binding
Source: RefSeq, a predicted model, not a curated record